UCUUGGCAACUGCCCAACUGCAUAAAUACGUGUAGUGUGUGCGCCUGCAGUCACCGGCCACUCCUCACUGGAUCACUACCACUACUCGUAGCCUUCUUCUAGUGGCAGGGCUCUGCUUCUCAAUCCAGAUCUGGUUGUGUCUCCUUGUCUCUGGAGGAGGAAGAGGGCCAAGAGGAGGAAACAAGGAGCCGGAGGAGAAGGAGAAGAAGGAUGGUGAUGGUGGAUGGCAGCUUGGACGCAGAGAAGAUCGCAGGGUAUUUCAAGGGCAAGAGCAUCCUCAUCACCGGCGCCACUGGCUUCCUCGGAAAGAUUCUUGUGGAGAAGAUACUCCGGGUGCAGCCAGACGUGAGGAGGAUCUACCUGCUCGUGCGAGCCAUGGACGCCCACUCCGCCAAGCAACGCGUCGAGGCAGAGGUGACAGACACUGAGCUCUUCUGCCUCCUGAAAGAGAAGCAUGGCAAGGGAGGAUUCGAGCUGUUUGUGGAGGAGAAGGUUGUCCCUUUGGCCGGUGACGUCGUCUUCGAGAACAUGGGGCUAGAUGCUCCCAGGUUGGAGGAGCUGGCCAACGAGGUCGACAUCAUCGUCAAUGGAGCUGCAACCACCAACUUCUACGAAAGAUAUGACAUUGCGUUGGAUGUGAAUGUGAUGGGGGUGAAGUACCUGUGCCAGUUCGCCAAGAAGUGUGCCAAUCUCAAGAUGCUCCUCCAUGUUUCCACCGCAUUUGCAGCCGGCGACAGGGAAGGGCUGAUCAUGGAGAGGCCGUUCAAGAAGGGGGAGACCCUGAGGGAAGGCACCUACCUGGACAUUGACGCCGAGCUGCGGCUGGCCGGCGACGUGAAGAAGGAGCUAGAGCGGCAGG
Triticum urartu is the source of this 859-nucleotide messenger RNA. The record is from RefSeq and is a predicted model, not a curated record. NCBI's taxonomy places the organism in Eukaryota, Viridiplantae, Streptophyta, Magnoliopsida, Poales, Poaceae.